UAAAGAAAAGUACGAAAUAAUUAGAAAAACGAAUAUGUAGUAAAAAAGAAGUGAAAGAGAAAAGAUCAUCAGUUUAGUACAACUUAAAAAUGUAGCAAAAGGAAAAGAAUUAAAAAUAGUAAAGAUAUCAGAAGAAAUAGAAAAGUGAGGUUAAAAGACAGCGUGGGAAGCGGAGAUGACAGGAAGACCGGUUGUUAGUAAAAAUAAGGCAAAGGAUAAGAAGGAAGGAAAGAUAUUAGAAAAAUACGAGGUAGGAGCAAAUGGUAGUACAACCAAUGCAAGAACAACGAAGGAAAUGGCGGUAAAAUGCAUGAACGAAAAGUUAGCGGAAAAGUUGUUAAACGAAUUUGAGGCGCUAAGAAAGGCAAUUGUAGAAGGAAGAAAGAUUAUGUGGAAUUCAAUGAUAAAUGAACUCGAUGAACCAUACGUUCGAACUUAUGCUGAAAUAUUAAAACAAAAACAAGAUGAUGAAGGAUGUAAAACUACAAAUUCAGUGCGUCAGGAUCGCGUUGAAAAUGACAUACUGAAAUUAUACAAAUUGAAUAAUGAGCCACUUUUAGCAAGACAAAAACAUAUUCUAUUCUUAAAAAAAUCUUUGUUUCGUCUUAGCGAAGAUUAUCAAUGUUUAGAUUCGAGCAGACCAUGGUUAUGUUAUUGGAGUCUACAUUCUCUUCAAAUCCUAGGAGAACGUUUAGAAUAUGAAGAAUAUUCUAAAAUUAUUAAUUUUUUAUCCAAAUGUCAGUCACCAGAAGGAGGUUUUGGAGGAGGCCCGGGGCAACAUCCCCAUUUAGCCACUACAUAUGCCGCAAUAAAUGCAUUAUGUACCAUUGGCACUCCUCAAGCUUAUCAAGUAAUUGAUAGAAAAGGACUUAAACAAUUUUUAUCAUCUUUACAUGGAGAGGAUGGUUCUUUUAGCCUACAUAAAGAUGGAGAAACAGAUAUAAGGGGGAUAUAUUGUGCUCUUUCUGUAGCAAAAUUAACAAAUGUAUAUACUCCUGAAAUAUUUAAAGGAUGUGAAAGUUGGAUAGCUAAAUGUCAAACAUGGGAAGGUGGUUUUGGUAGUUUUCCUGGGAUGGAAGCUCAUGGUGGAUAUGCAUUUUGUGGAUUAGCAGCACUUAUGCUUCUUGGAAAACCUCAUUAUUGUUGUUUAAAAUCAUUUCUAAGAUGGAUAGUAAAUAGACAAAUGCGCUUAGAAGGUGGUUUUCAGGGACGCACAGAUAAACUUGUAGAUGGUUGUUACUCAUUUUGGCAAAGUGGAGUUUUUCCAUUGAUUCAUACAAUUUUAACUGUGGAAAACAAAUUAUUUAAUCCUGUAUAUUGGAUGUUUAAUCAAGAGGCUUUACAAGAAUAUUUAUUAAUCUGUUGCCAACAUCCUUAUGGUAGUCUUGUAGAUAAGCCUGGGAAAAGUCAAGAUGUUUAUCACACAUGUUAUGCACUUAGUGGAUUAUCAAUUGCACAAAACUCUCCAUGGCCACUAAUCAUAGGGUUACCCUACAUAAAUUUAGUAAAAAUAAUUCAUCCUUUGUUUAACUUAGAAGAUUCAUGUGCAGAUAAUGCAUUAAAAUAUUUUAAUACACUACCGAUACCUGAUUGAGCAUAUAUUUAAUGUUCAAAAUUCAUAGAUAAAAUAAAAAUGCUUUUAUUUUACU
Messenger RNA from Eufriesea mexicana, 1649 nucleotides. Its product is annotated as Farnesyl transferase beta subunit. Gene Ontology annotation, cellular component: protein farnesyltransferase complex. Gene Ontology annotation, molecular function: protein farnesyltransferase activity. NCBI's taxonomy places the organism in Eukaryota, Metazoa, Arthropoda, Insecta, Hymenoptera, Apidae. Gene Ontology annotation, biological process: protein farnesylation. The transcript has a single exon. The record is from RefSeq and is a predicted model, not a curated record. The coding region runs from base 176 to 1594 and encodes 472 amino acids.